GCAGACUUGUUUACCAUAAUUUCAGUGAAACUCGUGUAAUUUGAAACUUUGAUCUGGCAACCCCACCAAACCGGAAUGCGCCAUACAGCGCCGCGCCGCCCGCCGCGCAGUCGUGCUACGUCACCAAAAUAAAUAAAACAACAGUUAUAAUAACUGAGUUAUCCCGAAAAAAUAACAACAGUCAAAAUAACCAGAAAAACACUCUUGCGAUGUGAAAAUUAAAAAGUUAGUGAUUUCCUGUUUCGCUAAUGGCGGCAGUGUCGUUUCUCGCCUGCGAAAUUUAGUGCAACCGUGUGUUUUAGUGCUGACCUAGAUUUAAAUGCAAUGUGACGUCAUUCGGUAAUUUUUACAAGCUUUUUAAGUUUCGGAUUUUCAUUACGGUGUAAUCGACGCAAAGAUGUAAACCAAUCCAAGUGCCAAAAUGACUCUAAAUCUGACCGGAAACCGUACCGUGGAACCGCGUUCCACGGCCUACUACUACGCUGACAUCGAGCGGCUCAAGCGGAAAAACCAGAACGGAACUCCUCACAUCACAGCCGAAGAAGAACCGAGGAACCCUGACGAGCUAAGCGAGUAUGUUGAGUCUAAUGAAGUGGUCAACGAAGGAGCUAAAGUGGACGUACCACCGUUACGAGACAGGCAGUACAGUUUACCCGAGUACACUACGCCUGAAGCGUGCAGACCUGAGGAGACCUAUUCAACAGCUGGAACAUUUCCAAUGCCAGAGCCUAAAGAGAAGGAACCGCUGCUAGCUGAGCUGGAACUUGUUGGUCGACUGCCUUUAAGCCAGCUGGAUAGUGGGUCGGGUGUCAGGAGGAGUAGGAGCUGGUAUCUCUGCUGUCCCAAUGUGGCUGAUGAGGAGGUGUCCAGGGAGUCAUCUUGGCGGUACUCGAGCCUGCGGCCGGUUACAGCGCCCCCGAUGGGAAGGAAUGGAAUUAAUUUUAUGGUAACAACUCAAAGCAGCGGGCACCACGACGCGACCACGCUCCGCUGCGAGCGCGACGCCCUCGCCCGGGCGCUGUCGGCGGAGCGGGCGCGGGCCGCCGCGGCCGCGAGAGCUCACGAUGCUAGGCUGGCUGAACUACAUGGCGUCAUAGCGGAGCUGGUCAGGAGGAGGGCGGCGGAUAAACAGGCUAGGGCUAUUCCUGAAGAGGAGGUGUCAGAUGAGUGUGAGUCAACGACUCAACCGGCGGGUGAGCUGGAUAACGACGCCGACCGGUCCAGGACAGACCAAAAUGACAGUUCGUCCCUCAUCAGCCCGGCCGAGCUGCCGACGCCUCAAGAGAAGGGGGAACCGGACUCGGAGGCUUUCAAGCAUGAGGUCCAAGUCAGGAUAGAGAAACCUCAAGAGAUGAGCUCCAGCGAGACUCAUCCCGUGGACAACUGUGAUACCAGUCUAGAUCUUUCUGCGAGAGAUUCAGAGAUCUGUCUGAGCACCGCGAGGUGUUGCGGCUACACGCGUCCACACGCGAGCUCGGGCAGCUGCGAGCGCGAGCACGGCUCGGCCGACGGCGCGCGCGUGUGUACGGCCUCGCCGCGCGACGAGCGACGAGCCAAGGUCGCGAGCAGGGUGCGACUGAGACGGACUGACGACGACACCAGCCAUGAGGAGACGUGGUGUGCGGAGGCCGCGGAGCGACUGGCGCUGGACGUGUGCGCUCAGGCGGACCUGAGGGAGGCGUUGGUUGCGGCCAGCAACGACGGUUGCGCACUGUCGGCUAGUGUGGCGGCGUGGCGCGCGCGCUGCGCCCGGCUCGAGGCGGACGCGCGCGUGCUGCGCGCCGCGCUCGCACAAGCCGCCGACACCGCGCACAGAUUAUCAUGUGCCUGUGCGGUACAAGAGUCGUCCUCGGUGUCAGUAUGUCUGGCUCUACGUGCCGCCGACCGGGCGCUAGAAACAUAUGACGUCCUGCUCGCACUCGCCGAAACCUUACACAGUCCACAAGAAGAGCGCAAAGCAGCAGAGGUAGUAGCGAAGCAGUUGCUAGCGCGACUCGACGCUGAGCAGAGUUCAGCCGCCAUAGGGGAACCGCUGUUGUCACCAGGGCCCUGGCUACAGCACGACGGACAAGCGCACACAGACAGCGAGUGGACGGAAGAUUGCGAGACACGGCUACGGGCGCACGCGGCGCGGCUCAAGAGUGACACCGUCACGCUGCGGAACGUGGGGCAAGCGCCUGCGCUGUUCUCUUACCAUGAUGUAGAAGAAGAUGACUUACCAAAAUCCGCGGGCAGCGUUAGUAUGGCAGAGAUGGAAGCGGCUGUCAUGAUGCAGGAGAUACUCGCCGCCCGCGAAGCCCGGGCCGCCGCUCGCGCCGCUCAAGUCGCCGCGGGCCGCAGGGACCCCACCGAAGACCACAAGGACCAUACAGAUUAUAAGGACCACAGGGACUACAGCUACCAGGACCACAAAGACUAUGAGCAUAAGGAUAAGGACCAUGCUCAACAUAAGGGCGACUCGACCCGCAGCCGCCGCAGACGCGAGCGCCACUGGCUGGAGACGCAGGCCUCCGAGACCGACCUCUGA
Molecule: messenger RNA, 2527 nt
Organism: Cydia amplana
Lineage: Eukaryota; Metazoa; Arthropoda; Insecta; Lepidoptera; Tortricidae
Product: nuclease SbcCD subunit C
Exons: 15
Coding region: 422-2527 (701 amino acids)
Source: RefSeq, a predicted model, not a curated record